GUGUCGUCGGGAGCGGCGCUUAAAAACUCUUUAACUAGUCGGCGUUGGGGAGGGAGGACACACACACGGCGGCGAUGCAUGGAAGUGAGCAGAGGAAGAGACAUCUGUUCCAGUCAGGACGCUCAGCGAGCAUGGCUCAUCCGGAGAGUUGUGAGUGCGGCGGCGAGCGGCGCCACCCGAGCAUUCUGUACAACCUGCUGAAGAAAGAAAGCGCCCCGUGUGCGUCCGCGCGAGCGCCUCGUGGCGCCAGGUUCGCCGUAGCGGCACGCACAUGCGCGUGCGGUGUCGCGAGGCCGGUAGCGCUGCGCUCUCCCCACGCGACGUGCGCCGCGGCCUCGGCUGUGCUCGCCAAGACCCUGCGCUUCGUCAAGAGCGUGCCGUGUUUCGGUGAGCUGCCCGCAUGCGACCAGCGUGCUCUGGUGCGCAGUGGCUGGGCGCCGUUGCUUGUGCUCGGAAUGGCGCAGGACGGACUGGACUUCGAGACGCGCGAGAGCCCCGAGCCCAGCAUGCUGCAGCGCCUCCUCACCGGCGCGCACGAGCGGCCCGCCAGCCCGCGCGACCACGGCGCCAACGUCGCUGAUGGCGGUGGAGGGGUGGCACUGGCCGAGGCGCAGGGCAUUAAAGCUUUCCUCAGCAAGUGCUGGGACCUCGAUAUCAGCACCAAGGAAUACGCCUACUUAAAAGGAGCCAUUCUGUUUAACCCAGACAUUGCCGGACUGCAGUGUCAGCACUACAUCCAGGCUCUGCAGAGCGAAGCGCACCAGGCUCUUAAUGAACAUGUCAAACUGAUUCACCGAGGAGACACCACGAGGUUUGCCAAACUCUUCAUUGCCCUCUCAAUGCUACGAUCCAUCAACGCCAACGUCGUGGCAGGGCUCUUCUUCAGACCCGUCAUUGGCACAGUAAACAUGGAAGAACUUCUCCUCGAGAUGUUUUACGGAAAGUAGAAAGCCGCACUCCUCGGCCGACCUGACAGGUCUCCUCCGAGAGGGACAGUGAGCAGAGACAGUGGCCCGAGGCUUUCAUACACACAAAUUUUUACACAUGCUAUUUUUGUACAAUAUUUCCUUGGACUCUAUUCUCUUAAUGCCUUCUGAGUUGAGUUGAACUCAUUGCUGAAUCCAAAAUCUGACUUUAUCCUUUUUCGGGGGAAAAUAGCUUUACAUUGUUUUCUUUAAUAGACUAGCUUUUCUGUGUUGUUUUGUACAGCCAUAUUCUGAAACAGGCUAUUUAUUUGAGUAUAUUUAAACUUUAGAAACUGUUCUAAGCCUAUGUUUUUAUUGUUACAUUGAACAGUGCACACAUGCAUAUAUUCUGACACAACCUUUCUAUAGUUAUGCAUUUUGGUUUUCUGCAUUGAAAAACAGUUACCUGGAUUAAAGAAAGUGAUUGCAAGAAAAAAAUGAAUGAGAAAGUGAAAGUUUCUUACCAGAAGAGGGCAAUGUGAGCUCACAAACCUGGAGAGCUGAAGCGAGCCAGUGAAACCUCCCUGAUGGCAGACUACACCUUCAAAUUUCUAUCUCAGCCAAAAUGCAUAUCAGGUUGAACAAACUACCGUUUGACCAAACAAAGUGCUGGAACACAGGCACUGAAGUGUAAAACAUCAUGUUGUGUCCUUGUGACAGGAUUGGUAAUGCUUGGGUGAUUUGGGACAGGACACCAUAUGUUUUGCUGUGAAAGCAUUAGUCAUAGCAGUGUAAAGUAAAAUGCUUACGGCAACCUGGCACCUUGACUUUUUUUUUUUUUGAGAGAGAGAGAGAGAGAGAGAGAUGAAAAAAUAUUAAAACAAUAGCCUGAAAUAUUAAAAUAUUAGCUUAGAGGUGUGUGGUUUUUGGUCUGCACUCUGUCUAAACAUAAUGAUCUGUCACACAUUCUUGGAAAAACACAUAAAACAAACAAACAGAAAAAAAAUCACCACAAAAUGCAGUGAUACUUCCAUACAGCUCCAGGUCCCUGGUUCAAGUCUCAGUCUGGGGUUCUGUCUGUGCAGAGUUUUUUCCACACAAGGGCUUUCCUCAUCCCAAAAUAUUCCUUACAUUGUUUAAUUAUAAUACAUUUUUAUAAAUUCUAAGUUAUCACUAGGGAGUAUGUGAAUGUGUGUGUGUGUGUGUGUGUGUGUGUGGUAAUGGACUUUAGUUGAGGCCCAGUGCUCCAGGGAUAGACUCCUAAUCCACUGUGACCCUGAUCAGGAUUAUGCAGCUGAAGCUGAAGUAAUGAAUAAAGGGGAAAAAAUCAAAAGACGCUGCAAGACAGUGGAAAUUAAUUAUACGCUAUGAUCGGUAUUGUAGUGCACAUUAGAAACAGCGCACUGAUCUUGUUACCCUGUGAGUCGAUACAGUGGCAGACGCUAUCUGCAGUACAGAAUCCAUACCAGCUCUGAGAAGAUGAUCUCUGAGCGCUCUGCUGAACAUCACUCUCCUUUCUGAAUUCAACGCUCACUCACAGAAGGUGAAAUAUGUCCCUCCGCUCAAUCUACAGCAGCUCAAGUUAAAGUCAGUGUUUGACACUCGCUCUCUCUCUCACACACACACACACACACACACACACACCAGUUCCCCGAGUGAUCUCAUCUCAUUCCCAAGCAGGCAGGAGAUCAUGACGGAUUGAUCUGUGGGCCUGCGGUGCUGUCACAGCCCAUCCAGUUAUGGAAGACCUUUCAGCACAUCUCGGCUAAUUAAUCUGCUCCCCUGAGCCACCAAACUGCACAGACAGGAAAGUAACUCUCUCACACUGUCUCUCACUUUCUCUCUCUUUCUCUUUUAUUUUUCCACAUCCAAAAGUCACCUGCUAAAAAAACAUUAUAGAGUGCAGUAAAGGAAACUUUCUGAAUGCCAUGUCAUGAUGUAAGUUCUCCAAAUAAAGAU
Molecule: messenger RNA, 2864 nt
Organism: Hemibagrus wyckioides
Lineage: Eukaryota; Metazoa; Chordata; Actinopteri; Siluriformes; Bagridae
Gene: nr0b1
Product: nuclear receptor subfamily 0, group B, member 1
Exons: 2
Coding region: 75-947 (290 amino acids)
Biological process (GO): negative regulation of transcription by RNA polymerase II
Cellular component (GO): cytoplasm; nucleus
Molecular function (GO): transcription corepressor activity; transcription factor binding
Source: RefSeq, a predicted model, not a curated record